UCAUGACGUGUACUUUGACAGCUGGCAUAAAUUCCAAGUUUAUUUUUUUGUUCAAUAAAAAUGUUUUCAUUCCAAUAAAAAUAAAUCAAAUAUUAAUAGAUUUUGUCAAUAAUUCUAAAUAAAAAUUGUAAAAUUACAAGGAACCGAAAGGCUGCAGUAUGCUGACAUUAAGAGAAAGACAAAUAAAUGCUAUUAAGCAAAUGCUUAAUUUAAAUGCCCAACAGCCAAAAGUACUGGCGGCUGAACCGGUAUGGAAAAUCUUGAUCUAUGAUCGCGUAGGUCAGGAUAUAAUAUCACCCAUAAUUUCAAUAAAGGAACUAAGAGAGUUGGGGGUGACGCUGCAUGUGCAGCUACAUUCUGAUCGUGAUUCCAUACCCGAUGUUCCGGCAAUAUAUUUUUGCAUGCCCACAGAGGAGAACUUGGAUCGCAUACAACAAGAUUUUCAAAAUGGCCUUUAUGAUAUAUAUCAUUUGAAUUUUCUGGCACCGAUUUCAAGACAAAAAAUCGAAGACUUGGCUGCCAGUGCCCUGCAAGCCGGCUGUGUGGCCAACAUACACCGAGUUUAUGAUCAAUAUGUGAAUUUUAUCAGUUUAGAAGAUGAUUUCUUUAUACUGAAACAUCAAAAAUCUGAUCAGCUGUCAUACUAUUCAAUUAAUCGUGCCAAUACACGGGACGAUGAAAUGGAAACGCUAAUGGAUUCAAUUGUUGACUCAUUGUUUGCCGUCUUUGUAACGUUGGGCAAUGUUCCAAUUAUACGCUGUCCCCGCAAUACUGCCGCUGAAAUGGUUGCUCGAAAAUUGGAAAAGAAGCUGCGAGAAAAUCUCUGGGAUGCACGUUCAAAUCUAUUCCAUAUGGAUGCCACACAAGCCGGUGGUGGUGUAUUUAGCUUUCAACGACCCGUAUUAUUGUUACUUGAUCGUAACAUGGAUCUGGCUACGCCACUGCAUCACACAUGGUCGUACCAGGCUUUGGUACAUGAUGUUUUAGAUUUGGGUUUGAAUUUGGUCUAUGUGGAGGAUGAUCAACCAGCUGGAGGCACCCGCAAAAAACCCAAACCAUGUGAUUUAGAUCGUAAUGAUCGUUUCUGGGCUAAUCACAAGGGCAGCCCAUUUCCAACCGUUGCCGAGGCUAUUCAAGAAGAACUAGAAUCGUAUCGCAGUUCUGAGGAGGAAAUCAAACGUCUGAAAACCUCAAUGGGUAUUGAUGGUGAAGCUGAGGUGGCAUUCUCAAUGGUCAAUGAUGCUACGGCACGUCUCACGAAUGCUGUCAAUUCAUUGCCACAAUUAAUGGAGAAGAAACGUCUCAUCGAUAUGCACACGAAAAUUGCCACGGCAAUUUUGAAUUGCAUUAAAUCUCGACGUUUGGAUUCUUUCUUUGAACUCGAAGAGAAAAUAAUGUCAAAGCAAACUUUAGAUAAACCACUGAUGGAUCUAUUAAAAGAUCCAGAAUUUGGUACACCUGAGGAUAAAUUGCGUUUGUUCAUUAUCUACUAUAUAUGUUCGCAAAAUGUUCCUGAUUUCGAGAUAGAACGCUUGAAGGAGGUACUGCAGGAGAACGGUUGUGAUUUGUCAUCGUUGUCGUAUAUCCAACGUUGGAAGGCAAUUAUGAAUCGCACACCGAGUCUGAAUCAGGCUGCACAAUAUGAGGGUGGUGGCACCAAAACGGUAUCCAUGUUCUCCAAAUUGGUUUCACAGGGCUCAUCGUUUGUAAUGGAGGGCGUAAAGAAUUUGGUAGUUAAGAAACAUAAUCUUCCUGUAACGAAAAUCACUGAACAAGUAAUGGAAUGCCGUAGCAAUCCCGAAACCGAUGACUAUCUCUAUUUGGAUCCCAAGUUAUUAAAGGGUGGUGAUAUUAUGCCCAAAAAUCGUGCCCCCUUCCAGGAUGCUGUGGUGUUUGUUGUCGGCGGCGGCAAUUACAUUGAGUACCAGAAUUUAGUGGAUUUUAUACGACAAAAACAAACAGCCAAUGUUAGUAAACGUAUUGUCUAUGGUUCAUCGACAUUGACAAAUGCCCAGCAAUUCUUAAAAGAACUCUCGGCCUUGGGUCGGGAAAUUCAAGGUCCAGUUUUAAGUUAGGAUCUUGUCGGAGUUUUGGAUAUUUUCCGUUUCAAAUGCUGUUGAACAGUGUGUGUGUGUGGGGCACGAGCCAAUGAUAAUAGGCAAUAUUUUUACGAAAUAAAAUAAAGUAAAAAAACGAAUCGAUAAUGAAACCUUCUUGCUUUUAAUUUAGACAUAAAAAGACUAAUGCGCCUUUGGUUUAGAUUUCUGUUCAUUAACUAUAUUUAAUUGAAGAAAAAACUGGUAUAUUAUAAUUAUAUUUUAUAAUUAAAAAAUGAUAAAUAAAAGAAAAAUCCUA
Molecule: messenger RNA, 2355 nt
Organism: Musca domestica (house fly)
Lineage: Eukaryota; Metazoa; Arthropoda; Insecta; Diptera; Muscidae
Gene: Slh
Product: protein sly1 homolog
Exons: 5
Coding region: 159-2075 (638 amino acids)
Biological process (GO): intracellular protein transport; endoplasmic reticulum to Golgi vesicle-mediated transport
Cellular component (GO): Golgi membrane; cytosol
Molecular function (GO): syntaxin binding
Source: RefSeq, a predicted model, not a curated record